Messenger RNA from Peniophora sp. CBMAI 1063, 585 nucleotides. The record is from the annotation of a GenBank genome assembly. NCBI's taxonomy places the organism in Eukaryota, Fungi, Basidiomycota, Agaricomycetes, Russulales, Peniophoraceae.
AUGACAGCCCUCCAGUCCUUCCAUAAGGAUCGCGCUCUGGCUGAGUACUUCCCGGUUAAGACCCGCGUCUUGUCGCGCAACUUGGACGCCCACGGCCAUCGCGCUCAGGAGCGCCGCAUCACGUCCGGCCGUUGGUGCGCCCUUCACUUCGCUGUGUUCCGCUUUGCCGCUAACUCCUACGGCACCCUCAGCGUCGCGGUCCGUAACUUUGAGGAGCAUGCGGUCUUCAUUCAGAAAGGCUUCGAGGUGGUCGGCGGUCGCGUCACCGACAAGGAACUGGCGUUAGUCGUUUACUUUUGGACAGCGAAGCAGCUGCGCGAGCACCUGGCCGAUAACAAGGUCAUCAACGCCGACGACGUGGAGGCGCGACUUGAAGAUGUCGACGACAAGAAGACGUGGCUCGCGCCCGAUCACACCGAAUACGUCGGCACUAAGCUGGUUCAAGCCGCCUUGACCGAGGAGGAGUUCCAGGAGCGGAUGGAUCUUGACGAACGAGUCGUGCUGCACAUCGGGGAUGGUCCGAACCCCGAUCUCACGGACAAUCGGCGCCCACGCGUAUUUCUGUUUGUUGAUCGCCAGACCUGA